Cheilinus undulatus (humphead wrasse) is the source of this 1676-nucleotide messenger RNA. It is a transcript of the gene ogfod3, whose product is annotated as urotensin-2 receptor 2. Gene Ontology annotation, cellular component: membrane. NCBI's taxonomy places the organism in Eukaryota, Metazoa, Chordata, Actinopteri, Labriformes, Labridae. The record is from RefSeq and is a predicted model, not a curated record. Gene Ontology annotation, molecular function: iron ion binding; L-ascorbic acid binding; oxidoreductase activity, acting on paired donors, with incorporation or reduction of molecular oxygen. The coding region runs from base 142 to 1092 and encodes 316 amino acids. The transcript is spliced from 9 exons.
UCGCAGAAACGCUCCCACCAGGAAGUGGAGUGAGACUCAGGUGGUGGCUGAAGUUGUGUGGAGCUUGUGCGAUAUGAUAAGUGAAGGCAGCAAUAAUAACCCUAUAUUAGCGGAUUCUUUCAGUGAUAUGCAUGAGCGGAAAUGGCGCAGCUGCGAAUGAGAAGUGCGCAGGGUUCAAACUCUGCAGAGAUAGAGAAGAAGAUAAAAAGGGGAAAUGCACUGCGUCAGUCGUCUGCAUGGAGAGGAUUCAGAGGGUCUGUGGCCUUGCUGAUGGUGGCUCUGUCGGUCUUUGGGGCGGCUGUGUGGCUGUACAUCAUGUCUUUGGACAGUGAGAUAACAGAAACCCUGGCCAGUCAGAGAGAGCUGGUCACUCCUAAACCCAGAGUCUUCCUGGUUCAGUGCUCCGAAGACUACGAAAACUAUAAACGUUAUCCAGGAUGCACUCCUCAGAAGUGUGGCCGUGCAGUCACCGAUAACGUCGUGACGAGGGAGGAAGCGCGGGUCCUCCAGAGGCUGGCUGAGAGAGGGCUGGCGCUGGCCGGAUCAGAGGGAGGGGCUUCCAUACUCGACCUGCAUUCUGGAGCGUUAUCGAUGGGAAAACAGUUUGUGAACAUCUACAGGUAUUUUGGGGACCAGCUCAGUGAUGUUUUCACCCAAGAGGAUUUCCAGCUGUACAGAGAAGUACGCGGGCGAAUACAGGCGGUUAUUGCUGAGACGUUUGGUUUGGACCCGACUUUGAUGUACCUGACCAAGCCAACCUUCUUCUCCAGAAUCAACAGCACAACAGCCAAAACCCAACAUGACGAGUACUGGCAUCCCCACAUAGAUAAGGUGACUUACGGCUCGUUUGACUACACCUCACUCCUCUAUUUGUCCGACUACGGCUCUGACUUCACUGGAGGAAGGUUUGUCUUCAUGGACCAAAAUGGCAACCGCACAGUGGAACCACGAGCAGGUCGAGUCUCGUUCUUCUCUUCUGGGUCGGAGAAUAUCCACCGUGUGGAAAAGGUGACGUGGGGCACACGCUAUGCCAUCACCGUGUCCUUCACCUGCGAUCCAGCUCACGCCAUCGCUGACCCGACUCUGCCCUGAGGCACCCAGGGGUGAAGAGGAUGCUUGUGGCCUCAGAUGAGCCCUGCAGCAAAGAUGGGGAGAGGAGGAAACAGGGUUUUAUAUGCAGGUUUUACUUGUGAAAUUGUUUGACUGCAGCUGAAUGGUUAAUAUCUGUGGGGGUUUUUUAGUUAACGUAAUUUUCUACAGCAGCUUUUUCUUCCUGCACAUUCUUGCUAGGCAUGUCUGGGUUUCACUGCCCAUUUCCACAACUCUCCUGAUCUGUUUGGAGGUGGCUGGAGUAGGAAUUGUGUCUCAGCUGAGUAUCAAAGCAGCUGAAAUGGGAUUAUAUGCUUUCUGUGUAUCUCCCUAUAAGAACAGAGGGAAAACUGAGGAAUCAAUGGCUGUGACUCAGUUCUCAGGUUUGCUGAUCCAUGACCCAGGAGGUGUUUUCUUCUAAGAAGAACCCUCUUCUUGCCUCAUUUUCAUUCCUCUUUCUAGCUUCAGUAAUGGUAAUGGUUUGAAAUAAAAAACUCACUAAACAUAGGCCUUGUUUUUCACUUCUUUUCUGGCUCUCUCAGAGUUUUUAGGUUUCUUGUGUAAUUCUGAAUAAACAGAGCACUUCA